Molecule: messenger RNA, 411 nt
Organism: Pochonia chlamydosporia 170
Lineage: Eukaryota; Fungi; Ascomycota; Sordariomycetes; Hypocreales; Clavicipitaceae
Exons: 1
Coding region: 1-411 (136 amino acids)
Source: RefSeq, a predicted model, not a curated record
AUGCAGGAACACCGCGCGCCAACCCGUCCUCAACCACUGUCUCUCGGGCACGUCCCUAAUGUCGGCGUGACAACGCAGUUCGGGUUUUCAACAGAAAAUCACCUAAACAGCCAGACAAAUCAUCCAGUGGCGGCUACAUCCGCUGCAAAGCAUACGAUAACACAAGUAUCCAGUACAACUGGCAAUACCCCGAGGAACAGUGAUGCAGGCGUACCAACAAAUGCCGUCCCAAAUACAAGGCCUGCGAGUAUGCCGAUGUGUACCCAAAACAAGUACCUUUCACUCCAUCGACCUUGCCAGAACAAAUCAACUACACAGAAUAUAUAUGCCGGUAUCAAUAACACGAUCGAAAUACUCGAGUCCGAGAAUGUUGGUUGCCUGAAACUCAGGAAGGGGUCUUGUGGUUUGUAG